GGUUAUGACACAUGGUCUAUAAAAUUUUUAUUUGUGAAUUUAGAUACCACGUAUGUGGUAUCGCCUUCAAAAUCAAUUAAGUCAUUCUAUCAUUUACUUUAAUACGAUUUCCUACGUUGAUUCUGAUAGAUUAAAAUAAUUAUCAAAUGUGGAAACAAAGAAAAUCUCUUAAAUCAUGUUGGUGCUUACCUAGAAAAGUGAUAAAUAUAUAUUCGGAAAAAGAAUCAUCUGCUGAAAAAAUAGUAAAAAAUAAAAAGAAGAAGAGAAUCAAGUCUUCGUUUUCUAAAUUUUUUAAACGAUAGAAGAAACGCAAUAAGAAUAUAAAAAAAGUAAUGAAACAUAUGAAACGAGUUCAACGAUUAUCUCAACCCAAAAUCAUUACACAAUCAUCAAAACAAGAAUGGAAUUCGGUUACGUGUAGAAAAACGAAAAAACGGACUUCACCUCCGACAGUGUCGAAAAGAGUGAUGGAAUUAGCGCUACCAAAAAAUUUAACUACUUUGAACGAUUUUUCAAAAGAUGUACGAGAUCCUUUUAAAGUAAGACCAUCUGCUUUGAAGGCUAUUUGUUCGCUCCGAACUAAAUUACUCGCUAGACCAAAAUAUGUAGAGAAUUCUUUCGGCGAACCACGUAAUAGCGUUACCCCAUAAUUUUCAUUGUAUCGUAAAUAACAUUUGUAGAUAUGAAUUUGUAAACUAUUGUAAAAUUAUUAAAAAGAAAGUAAUAAAACGUAAUAUUU
This is a messenger RNA of Vespula pensylvanica (western yellowjacket), 739 nucleotides long. RefSeq lists its product as uncharacterized. The record is from RefSeq and is a predicted model, not a curated record. Lineage: Eukaryota; Metazoa; Arthropoda; Insecta; Hymenoptera; Vespidae. The transcript has 3 exons. Bases 333 to 650 code for a protein of 105 amino acids.